AUGUUUGGUAGGACUGCAGAGCAAAGACAACCCAAUAAAGUCGUCGAGGGAUUGAAGGCCAUUGGUGUUGUUAAUCGUGAAGCACUUUUUUGGAUUGAUGAAGGACAUGCCGUGUGCAUCGAUGCACGCCAGUUUGAAAGCUGGCAAGAUAAAGUCCAUAGAGUAUUAGGAGUGCGACCUCCGGCUGAGGUAACCAAAGGGAGUAGCCUGCGUGUAACAUGGCUUGCACAAAACUUCUCGCAACUCCCUGAAGGUGCUGAUGACGCCACCGUUGAGAGAUACGCUAGGGCGUAUCUCCUUUAUCUGAUUGGUGCUGUCCUGUUCUCCGACAAGACUGGCAACCGAGUACAACUAUUGUACUUGACGUUGCUUGAUGCGCCAUGGGAGGUCAUCUCCGGGUACAGCUGGGGUUCGGCAGCCCUAGCGUAUCUGUACAGGAGACUUUGUGAAGCUUCACAGAAGAACGUGAAGGAGAUCGCUGGUCCCCUGAUUAUUCUACAGCUUUGGGCAUGGGAGCAUGUUCUCAUUGGUCAACCGAUGAGGAGUGUGGGUCGUGGUGCAUUUGCGCCACCACUGCUUCCUCCCCCGCAUGUGCCAUAUGGAUCGCGGUGGUCCUUUGAAAGACGAUCAAGGACCCACACUGGAUCGGGCGUGGGGUUCUACCGCGAUCAGCUCGAUCUAUUACGUGCUGACCAGUUUCUAUGGGACCCUUACCCCGCUGAGGCAUACGCUGCAUUGCCUCAGCACUCGGGCAUAUUGUCAGGGGCGUGGAGAGCAUCUGUACCUCUGAUCUGCUUCGACAUGGUCGAAGUGCAUCUCCCUGAGCGCGUACUACGCCAAUUUGGGAUGGUACAGGGCAUCCCGCCUCCAUGCGACACAGAAGCGGAGCUCCACCACUCUCGCAAGGGUCGGGAUCCCAAGAACUGGCUAUAGGUCAACUGGCGGCAUGUCAUCAUCACUAAAAAAGAUAGGGGCAAGGUUAGGCGACCACAUGAUGACCCCAUUGUCAUUGAAUGCAAAAUGGCCAACCAAAAGAUAGGCCGGAUCCUCAUUGACACUAGUAGUUCGUUUGAUCUCAUCAGUCAUA
Molecule: messenger RNA, 1087 nt
Organism: Amaranthus tricolor (Joseph's coat)
Lineage: Eukaryota; Viridiplantae; Streptophyta; Magnoliopsida; Caryophyllales; Amaranthaceae
Product: serine/threonine-protein phosphatase 7 long form homolog
Exons: 4
Coding region: 1-933 (310 amino acids)
Biological process (GO): meristem development; meristem maintenance
Source: RefSeq, a predicted model, not a curated record